Molecule: messenger RNA, 264 nt
Organism: Yarrowia lipolytica CLIB122
Lineage: Eukaryota; Fungi; Ascomycota; Dipodascomycetes; Dipodascales
Source: RefSeq, a predicted model, not a curated record
AUGAGUAUUUCAAACAGGAGUGUUGCCUGUGGAAAUGAUAGGUCCUCCAGAAGGAAUACAACCCUUGAGUCCCUCACAAUCCGCGGCUCGGGCUCAAUGGCUCGGGCUCAAUGGCUCUGGCUCAUUACUCUGACGACUUCAAUUGCGGUUCUUGAGAACUCGAAAGGCACGGGGGUGACUCUGGUAUUUUUCAGCCGGAACAAUUGUAUGUGGUUUCAGGUUGAAGGAGGCAUGUUAGUCGGAAAAAACUCGGGGAGUAGUUGA